Molecule: messenger RNA, 528 nt
Organism: Fraxinus pennsylvanica
Lineage: Eukaryota; Viridiplantae; Streptophyta; Magnoliopsida; Lamiales; Oleaceae
Source: the annotation of a GenBank genome assembly
AUGAAGAGAGAGGGUCGCCAGCAUGGCAUGGUCCGGACCACCGCAAUCCUACCACCACCUUUAAGACCCGUGGCUAGGAAUGUUAACAAGCUUGGCUCACCACCAACCGCCGGCAUGUUCACCAAGGUCUCAUCCAAGCCCACAAACCACUCCAAGUUUACGAGCAAGUGCGGGCGACCCCGAUGCAACGGGUGCCACAUUCACCCAGCUUGUAAGGCAAAGGACAAGGCCAAGGGUGCCCAAAAGCUCAGAUUGAUCACUUGGCGGUUCGUGGAUGCUAAACCAGGAUUCAAGUUUUCGGGCUCUUCCGCCUCUGACAUUUUGGAUCAGUUGGCUUAUCCUUAUAUGGAUGAUGAUUGUGAUAUAGAUGAUCAUGUUGAUGGUGUUCUUGAUGGAUCAUCUGAUGCUAAUCAUGAAGAGAUAGAUGAAUAUGAUAAUAAUGAUGAUCAAAUGAGUUUCUGUGAAGUGGGAUUUGUAUUGGAACCGUUGGAUGGAGAUGAGAGUUGGUGCCUGGUGGAAGAAAUGUGA